Pongo pygmaeus (Bornean orangutan) is the source of this 6721-nucleotide messenger RNA. It is a transcript of the gene NCAM1, whose product is annotated as neural cell adhesion molecule 1. The coding region runs from base 208 to 3693 and encodes 1161 amino acids. Gene Ontology annotation, biological process: axon guidance; homophilic cell-cell adhesion; dendrite self-avoidance. Gene Ontology annotation, cellular component: axon; plasma membrane. NCBI's taxonomy places the organism in Eukaryota, Metazoa, Chordata, Mammalia, Primates, Hominidae. The record is from RefSeq and is a predicted model, not a curated record. Gene Ontology annotation, molecular function: cell-cell adhesion mediator activity. The transcript has 23 exons.
GGAAGGACACAGUGAGGUUCUCACCCCCGCCCCCCGCUCCUCGCUCCCAUCCCAGUUCCAUCAAAACGAACACGGGCCAGCGCAAGGAUCUCCGAGUUGCGAGUGUGCUGAGGCUGGUCUGUCGCUCUGCCGCCGUCCACACUCGCUGCAGGGGGGAGGCGCAGAAUUUACCGCGGCAAGAACAUCCCUCCCAGCCAGCAGAUUACAAUGCUGCAAACUAAGGAUCUCAUCUGGACUUUGUUUUUCCUGGGAACUGCAGUUUCUCUGCAGGUGGAUAUUGUUCCCAGCCAGGGGGAGAUCAGCGUUGGAGAGUCCAAAUUCUUCUUAUGCCAAGUGGCAGGAGAUGCCAAAGAUAAAGACAUCUCCUGGUUCUCCCCCAAUGGAGAAAAGCUCACCCCAAACCAGCAGCGGAUCUCAGUGGUGUGGAAUGAUGAUUCCUCCUCCACCCUCACCAUCUAUAACGCCAACAUCGACGACGCCGGCAUUUACAAGUGUGUGGUUACAGGCGAGGAUGGCAGUGAGUCAGAGGCCACUGUCAACGUGAAGAUCUUUCAGAAGCUCAUGUUCAAGAAUGCGCCAACCCCACAGGAGUUCCGGGAGGGGGAAGAUGCUGUGAUUGUGUGUGAUGUGGUCAGCUCCCUCCCGCCAACCAUCAUCUGGAAACACAAAGGCCGAGAUGUCAUCCUGAAAAAAGAUGUCCGAUUCAUAGUCCUGUCCAACAACUACCUGCAGAUCCGGGGCAUCAAGAAAACAGAUGAGGGCACUUAUCGCUGUGAGGGCAGAAUCCUGGCACGGGGGGAGAUCAACUUCAAGGACAUUCAGGUCAUUGUGAAUGUGCCACCCACCAUCCAGGCCAGGCAGAACAUUGUGAAUGCCACCGCCAACCUCGGCCAGUCCGUCACCCUGGUGUGCGAUGCCGAAGGCUUCCCGGAGCCCACCAUGAGCUGGACAAAGGAUGGGGAACAGAUAGAGCAAGAGGAAGACGACGAGAAGUACAUCUUCAGCGACGAUAGUUCCCAGCUGACCAUCAAAAAGGUGGAUAAGAACGACGAGGCUGAGUACAUCUGCAUUGCUGAGAACAAGGCCGGAGAGCAGGAUGCGACCAUCCACCUCAAAGUCUUCGCAAAACCCAAAAUCACAUAUGUAGAGAACCAGACUGCCAUGGAAUUGGAGGAGCAGGUCACUCUUACCUGUGAAGCCUCCGGAGACCCCAUUCCCUCCAUCACCUGGAGGACUUCUACCCGGAACAUCAGCAGCGAAGAAAAGGCUUCGUGGACUCGACCAGAGAAGCAAGAGGUACAUGCACCGUGGAACUGGCAAGUGGGCAGACAGAAAGGACAGGCUGGCAGUGCAGGUUUCCCAGGAUCUCAUGAGACUCUGGAUGGGCACAUGGUGGUGCGUAGCCAUGCCCGUGUGUCGUCGCUGACCCUGAAGAGCAUCCAGUACACUGAUGCCGGAGAGUACAUCUGCACCGCCAGCAACACCAUCGGCCAGGACUCCCAGUCCAUGUACCUUGAAGUGCAAUAUGCCCCAAAGCUACAGGGCCCUGUGGCUGUGUACACUUGGGAGGGGAACCAGGUGAACAUCACCUGCGAGGUAUUUGCCUAUCCCAGUGCCACGAUCUCAUGGUUUCGGGAUGGCCAGCUGCUGCCAAGCUCCAACUACAGCAAUAUCAAGAUCUACAACACCCCCUCUGCCAGCUAUCUGGAGGUGACCCCGGACUCUGAAAAUGAUUUUGGAAACUACAACUGUACUGCAGUGAACCGCAUUGGGCAGGAGUCCUUGGAAUUCAUCCUUGUUCAAGCAGACACCCCCUCUUCACCAUCCAUCGACCAGGUGGAGCCAUACUCCAGCACAGCCCAGGUGCAGUUUGAUGAACCAGAGGCCACAGGUGGGGUGCCCAUCCUCAAAUACAAAGCUGAGUGGAGAGCAGUGGGUGAAGAAGUAUGGCAUUCCAAGUGGUAUGAUGCCAAGGAAGCCAGCAUGGAGGGCAUCGUCACCAUCGUGGGCCUGAAGCCCGAAACAACGUACGCCGUAAGGCUGGCGGCGCUCAAUGGCAAAGGGCUGGGUGAGAUCAGCGCGGCCUCCGAGUUCAAGACGCAGCCAGUCCAUAGCCCUCCUCCACGGGAACCCAGUGCACCUAAGCUCGAAGGGCAGAUGGGAGAGGAUGGAAACUCUAUUAAAGUGAACCUGAUCAAGCAGGAUGACGGCGGCUCCCCCAUCAGACACUAUCUGGUCAGGUACCGAGCGAAGCUCUCCUCCGAGUGGAAACCAGAGAUCAGGCUCCCGUCUGGCAGUGACCACGUCAUGCUGAAGUCCCUCGACUGGAAUGCUGAGUAUGAGGUCUACGUGGUGGCUGAGAACCAGCAAGGAAAAUCCAAGGCAGCUCAUUUUGUGUUCAGGACCUCGGCCCAGCCCACAGCCAUCCCAGCCAAUGGCAGCCCCACCUCAGGCCUGAGCACUGGGGCCAUCGUGGGCAUCCUCAUCGUCAUCUUCGUCCUGCUGCUGGUGGUUGUGGACAUCACCUGCUACUUCCUGAACAAGUGUGGCCUGUUCAUGUGCAUUGCGGUCAACCUGUGUGGAAAAGCCGGGCCCGGGGCCAAGGGCAAGGACAUGGAGGAGGGCAAGGCCGCCUUCUCGAAAGAUGAGUCCAAGGAGCCCAUAGUGGAGGUUCGAACGGAGGAGGAGCGGACCCCAAACCAUGAUGGAGGGAAACACACAGAGCCCAACGAGACCACGCCACUGACGGAGCCCGAGCUGCCUGCCGACACUACGGCCACUGUCGAGGACAUGCUGCCUUCUGUCACCACCGUCACCACUAACUCUGACACUAUCACCGAAACCUUUGCCACUGCUCAGAACAGCCCCACCAGUGAGACCACCACCCUGACCUCCAGUAUUGCCCCGCCCGCCACGGCCACGCCUGACUCAAACUCUGUACCGGCUGGCCAGGCCACCCCUUCCAAGGGGCCCAGCGCCUCUGCCCCUUCCCCGGCCCCAGCUUCAGCCCCCAAGGUCGCCCCCCUCGUUGACCUGAGCGACACCCCGACCUCAACCCCUGCCGCUAGCAAUUUGUCUUCUAGUGUCCUGGCUAACCAAGGGGCUGUCCUCAGCCCAAGCACCCCCGCUAGUGUCGGGGAGGCCUCUAAGGCUCCUCCGGCCAGCAAGCCCACCCCUGCACCAGUCCCCACCCCGACUGGGGCAGCCAGUCCUCUAGCAGCAGCGGCUGCCCCUGCCACAGAAGCCCCUCAGGCCAAGCAGGAGGCUCCCAGCACCAAAGGCCCGGACCCGGAGCCCACCCAGCCCGGAGCCGCGAAGAGCCCGGCCGAGGCAGCCACAGCCCUUGCUAGCCCGAAGAGCGAGGCUGCCUCCGUCAGCACCACAAACCCUUCCCAGGGCGAGGACUUUAAAAUGGACGAAGGGAACUUCAAGACCCCAGAUAUUGACCUUGCAAAGGAUGUUUUUGCAGCCCUGGGCUCUCCUGCUCCCGCCGCUGGGGCCAGUGGACAAGCCCCUGAGCUUGCUCCUUCCACUGCAGACAGCUCUGUUUCGCCUGCGCCAGCAAAGACCGAGAAGGGCCCUGUAGAAGCAAAGCCAGAGUGCCAGGAGACAGAAACGAAGCCAGCGCCAGCCGAAGUCAAGACGGUCCCCAAUGACGCCACACAGACAAAGGAGAACGAGAGCAAAGCAUGAUGGGUGAAGAGAACCGAGCAAAGAUCAAAAUAAAAAGUGACACAGCAGCUUCACCAGAGCAUUUCCAACACCACAGACACACACACACACACACACACACACAUCUCAUUUCUCUAGUGUCUUUUGCCUUUAAAAAAAAACUAAACAGAUAAAACAUGGGAAUCUCCUUUUUGUAGGUUUAUAGAAAGGGUCCCUUUGUUGCGUACUCACUUGUAAGAAAAUGAGACAAAAAGGUUAAACCCACAGCCAAACUAGGACACUCCGUUCCCUGAAACCAUUUAAAAAUCAGACAAAAGGACCCCAAAUUAAGAAUCUAGGAAGCUCAGAAACGAAAUCUAGGUUCAGGAAGACCACACUUGGUGUUACCCAAUUGGCACAGACCAGUUUCAGAGAAAUACUUUCAGGCACUAAGACUAAUCAAAUGAACAAAGUCCACAGUUUAUUUUUAUACUUUCAGUCAAGUUUGAACUCUGUAAAACCUCAUAAAUAAGUUAUAAUUUCUGUUCACUUUGUAUUUGUUCAGUAUGCAAAGUGUGUCACCCUUUCUAGCUGAAUUCAAUUCCCACGUAGACUCUUAUUUUGUAGGAAGAAUGCCAAAUUGCAGCUUCUGGGGGUAGAUCUCAAUUUGCAGUAUUCAGACUUCUUUUUCUUUCUUUUACAUUCUUUUUUUUUUUCUUUCUUUCUGCCAACUUUGUUUUCCAGUGUUUACAAGGUGACAAAUGUUCGACUUUGGUUGUGUUUAAAUUGUCCAUGUAAAAUAGCUGCCUUUUAUUUUUUAAGGUAACAAAUACCACCUAGAGGUAGGUAGGAUCAUCCCACGCUUGCUUUAGCACAGGACAACUUUACAAAACAUGAUUGUUUACAGCUGCUCUUCCCCUCUUUUUCUGAUCUGCAGUUUUUGCCUGGGUCCCACUCAGGUGAAAAUCCAUCUCAUUCUGGAAUGGUUUUGCUUUUGAAUUUUUGGUUAUUUUUGUGUUUCUUUGGGGAUUCGACCACUUUCUGAUUAGCCGCCACCUGCCUGCAUCUGUGAAAAGGGAUCUGCUCCCAGGCGUUCUCACCCUUCUUUUGAAGGACUCCUUAGGCUUUGUUGAAUGAAGCAGAGAAGAUUGUAUAGUUGGGGCUGGUCUUGGUGAACACACAUUAUUACCCCACACAUCCCCUUUGUGUAGAAAGCCAAAUAAAAUAUAUACAUACCAUUUCCUUUUGAGCCCAGAAUCUAGAUUUGAGCGGAAGAGCAUGUGUGCUUCAGGGAAUUAGUGUCUUUUUUUGGAAAUCUGUUGAAGUAAAGUAACAUCGGCCUUCUGUUCACUUAGGCAGCAUUUAUAGAAACAAAAGAAGAAAGAAACAACCUACUGUCUGGAGUCAUAACACAACUUUCCUGGAUUGGAAACCAAGUGGGGGAAAAAAAUACAGAAACUUUAAGGGGGAUGGGAGGGGGGGGAGAAGGGAAAAGCCAGCCCUUUGUAUAGAAAUUUUGCUUUUUUUUUUCCUCAUUCUACUUUAGAACUGCAAGCUUGUGCACUGUGGAUGCGUGAAUAUUUUAGUGUGAAACGUGUUUUUGUCAUAGUAUUGAAAUAAAACUUCAACAUAGUUUGGUUGUGGAAGGUAUAGCAGAUAGUUCAGAAAAAAUAUUCAGGAAACAAAAAUCACUCUUAAAAGGAAUCGAAGCCUUUAAACAAAGAAAAUGAAAUACAAAUGAUGAUGAUGAUGAAGAUGAUGCUAAGUAAACAGAAAUCAGUACUCCGCAUGCGCUCCUCUCCUAAGGUACGAAGCAGCAAGAGGUUAGGGUGGCAAGGCUGCCUCUAGGUCCAUUCUGUGGGCCACUCUCCCCAACGUUCUGACACUUCUGCAGUCUGAUCAGUGGCGAUGCUAGAUUAUAAUUUCAAACUGUGAAGAAUAAUGGUCUUGUCAUUUGCUCAACGUGGGGUUAUGUUGCAUUUUCUCAGCUCCUGGGGAUGGAAAUGGAGGAUCCCAGAACAUACAGCCCUGGCCCCUGUGAUUCUAGGGCCUGCACAGAUCUCUGGUUCAAAUGCACAGGCCCUCAGAAUAGAGGAACAUGAAGAGAGAUCUUAGAGCACACAGUAGAAUGUGAGAGCCUGGGUGUCUGAGACCAGGAGGGCCCAGCAGUGAGGGGCAGGCUCUUCCGGUCACCAGGCUGUUCAGUGGACUCAGUUCUUCAUCUUGUAAUGUCGAUGGCUUUGCCACACCAGGCCAAGCCCAUGCCCUACCUUGUCAAGAAUGUCAAAGUUCUUGUGGUUAGGUCUAACUGAUUUUGGUUCUGAUGGUUAGGAAGAAACAGGUCAGCCCUCAGAUCACCUGGCCCGGGACAGCUGACCCCCUAGAACCCUGGCUCUGCCACUAGCUAGGACCUAAGACUCUGCCCACAUUUUGGUCUGUUCGCUCCCAUUACGCAUAGGUUUGUCUCAGCAUGCAAGAGUUUUCCUUUAAAAAAAAAAAAAAAAAAAAAAGCAAUGCUUUCUCUAAAAUCAAAGAGGGAGUCAUUUUAUUCCAAGAUGUUUUAUCUUUUAUGUUAAGAGAUCAAAGCUUAUAAUUUUCUUUUUUAAUUUUUGAAGGAGGGAUCAACUCCAGUUUCCAAUGUCUAUGUGUCUAUGUGUGUAUGUGCCAUACAUAUGUAUUCACAUGAAGACCGGCAUGGCCAAGUUCUGCUGGAGGAGCACUAAAGUGUGAUGAGCAGGGCCACUGGACCCUGCAGGGCUGUGGUGUAUAUAGUGCAGCUUUGGAGGUGGAACUCUAUUUUCACACUUUUCUAUGGAGCCUUCCGAGUCCCAGGUUUUCACUCAAGGCUGUCUGUCUGGAUGGCGGUUUUCAGACCUCCAUUAACAUCCCUACCCAGCAUUCUGUACUUCGGGGGCCUUCUCUCUUGUUAUAAAACUUUUUACCAAGUGAAACAUCGAUACCACCUUUGUUUCCAUUCUCACUGGUGUAAAUACUGAGUACUAACUGAGAAUUUUGACUUUGCAUUCUGUCGGAAUACUUGUGUUCAAUAAAAAUUGAAAGAAAAAAGCUA